AUGUAUGUGAAAUGGUUUGAUACAGUAAUGGAAUACUAUCAGAUUUUAGUGUAUUUAGUGAAUGUCACUUUUUAAAAUUUUUAAAUUUCCCGCCAGUUCUGUCCCCCGUACGUCCCGACGUCGCAGGGAACGGAACCCAGAAGACAGAUGCCGGAAUCGGCCGGAGGAGAUUGCCGGGGACACUGCAGGGGGGACAUCGCGGGAGCGCAGGAAAAGGUAAGUGCAAGAGGGAUCCCGAAGCAGCGCUGCAGUGUAUUCCCGAGUGUAGCUCGGGUUACCGCUUGUGGUACUGAAACUUUACCCCGAGCUACACUCGGGAAUACCGCCAGGGAGGUUAAA
This is a messenger RNA of Staurois parvus, 339 nucleotides long. Lineage: Eukaryota; Metazoa; Chordata; Amphibia; Anura; Ranidae. The record is from the annotation of a GenBank genome assembly.